AUGUUGACGACAUCUCCCAUCCUCGCGGGCUCCGCCAACACCUCGUCCGCCCGCUUCCACCCCGGUCGCACGGAGUCGCCUUCGCCCAAGCCUCGGCGGCCCUCGCCGCUGGCGGUUCCGGCGCCCAACCCCAGCGCCAGCGCCAGCGCUCGGCCCCUAUCGCCUUCCCGGCGGCGCACCAAGCCGUCCUCUGCCGUCGUCGGCCCGACGGCUUCCCCCGACGGCCCCGAGGCCCACGAGCCCCCCGGUGCCCCGACGGAGCCGGAGGUGGCGCGGCAAACGGUUCCCGGCCGUCGGGCCACGGGGCCGGCCUCCUCGGGCGACAUCCCGGCCGUCGCUGCACCGGCUGGCUCGGCGGAUCCUGGCUCGGCGGAUCCUGGCCCGGCGGAUCCCUCCCUCUCGCCGAGCAAACGAAGGGGCUCCGUCUGCCAGAACGUCGGCGCUUCCGACGAGGCCGCUCCGUCGACGUCGAAGCGGACGAAACCGGAUGAGCAGCCGGCCAAGUUGCUCCCCCUGCGGUACGAACUGUGCGCCGUCGAAGACAUUGUCGAGCUCAUCGCCCACAUGCUCGGCGAGCUCAUCGCGACGAACGAUUCCAUUCGGAUUUCGAGCGGCGGCCUCACUCGCUUCCAUUCACGAACCCCGCCCGGAAUAUCCGUCCGCGACUACCUCCACCGAUUGGCGAAGCAUGCCACCUUGGCGCCGCCUCUGCUGCUCGCCAUGGUCUACUACAUCGAUCGGCUGUGCGCCCUCUAUCCGGAAUUCACCAUCAACACGCUGACGGUCCACCGGUUCCUCAUCACGGCCGGCACCGUGGCGGCAAAGGGGCUGUCCGACUCCUUCUGGAACAACACGACGUACGCUCGGGUGGGCGGCGUGAGGGUCGCCGAGCUCAAGCUGCUCGAGCUCGAAUUUCUCUACCGCGUAGACUGGAAAAUCGUCCCCAACCCCGAGGUGCUCGUGGCCUAUUAUCGAGGCCUCGUCGAGCGGGCUCCAGGGUACGAGCUGGAGCCGGACUCUUCGUCGGAGGAUGGCUUGGAUGACGAUGACGAGUAG
Molecule: messenger RNA, 1056 nt
Organism: Drechmeria coniospora
Lineage: Eukaryota; Fungi; Ascomycota; Sordariomycetes; Hypocreales; Ophiocordycipitaceae
Product: Nuc-1 negative regulatory protein preg
Exons: 2
Coding region: 1-1056 (351 amino acids)
Biological process (GO): regulation of cyclin-dependent protein serine/threonine kinase activity
Cellular component (GO): cyclin-dependent protein kinase holoenzyme complex; nucleus
Molecular function (GO): cyclin-dependent protein serine/threonine kinase regulator activity; protein kinase binding
Source: RefSeq, a predicted model, not a curated record